AACUGCCUCUGGCCACUGGUGCCCUUCUCCUUGACUUUCCGUUCCAUCGUAGGCUGUGAAGAAAAGAAACCGCCAACAUGUCUGAGAAGAAAAUGAAUUCGAGCCGCAGGCAUCAUCUCAAGAGUUUGAUGCUCCAGAUUGCGGCGACCAUGAUUGUUCAGGAGAAGAAGGACAUCAUAGAAGCCAAAAAGGCCUACAUGGCUGAAGCCGUCCCAGCAUCAAGCAUGAGUGGAGACCAAGCCACACUAAUGGAAACCUGCAAAAAGCUGCACGCCCUUAUUGACAGAGUGGAUGAAGAGAGGUACGACCUGGAGUCCAAAGUGGGCAAGGCCGAUAAAGAGAUCGAUGAUUUGAAGAUCAAAGUGGUGGACUUGGCAGGCGUGAAGAAGCCCGCUCUGAAGAAAGUGCGUAUGUCUGCCGACGCCAUGCUGAAAGCUCUGCUGGGCUCCAAGCACACAGUCAACAUGGACCUGAGGGCCAACCUGAAGCAGGUCAAGAAGGAGGUGAAAGAGGAGCCUUCAGAGCAAGUCGGCGACUGGCGUAAGAAUAUUGAGGACAAGGCUGACAGGAAGAAGAUGUUCGAGACUUCCUAAAGAACUUAACUCUUUCUUUAUGCCGGUUCAUAGUACUUUUUUGGGGGAAUUUAUGAUUUCUUUCAUCGAUUUCAAAAAAACUUUUCUUUCAUUAAAACUGUAAAUUUCAGC
This is a messenger RNA of Pleuronectes platessa (European plaice), 704 nucleotides long. Its product is annotated as troponin I, fast skeletal muscle. NCBI's taxonomy places the organism in Eukaryota, Metazoa, Chordata, Actinopteri, Pleuronectiformes, Pleuronectidae. Gene Ontology annotation, biological process: muscle contraction. Bases 78 to 593 code for a protein of 171 amino acids. Gene Ontology annotation, cellular component: troponin complex. The record is from RefSeq and is a predicted model, not a curated record. The transcript has 7 exons.